This is a messenger RNA of Galdieria sulphuraria, 1147 nucleotides long. RefSeq lists its product as uncharacterized. Lineage: Eukaryota; Rhodophyta; Bangiophyceae; Galdieriales; Galdieriaceae. Bases 53 to 1021 code for a protein of 322 amino acids. The record is from RefSeq and is a predicted model, not a curated record. The transcript has 2 exons.
CAACAUCAUCAUUCUUUACGCCAAUUCUUUUAGUUGUGUGGUAAUAAUCGUUAUGUUACGCAAGUCGUUUUCGUUCUUUUCUGUUUAUCUACAGUAUUCUAGUUGUAAGAGUCCACUGCAAAAGAAAGUAGAAAGAACGUUGUGGAGAUCUUUUUUGUCAACCUAUCAACGAAGACUCUUUGCUGUAGCACCACCAGUUGAUGUUCUUAGACUCUCCUCACAAAAUCGAAAGCCUUGCUCCUUAGGCUUGUGGAAUCUCAAGUCAACAUACUCAACACAUGGUGAAGGGAAGGAGGGAAACGUGCCAUAUUCAGGAGAUGGCAAAGAAGAACCUCAGUCUUCGUCGGACGCUUCUUAUAAAGGCACAGACAAAGAAAGUUCAAAUAAUGGUUUUUCCAAAGCUGGGUCAGGCAAGUCUGAAACAUGGAAAAUGAAAGUACGUUUAUUACAGUACUGUUCUUCUACAGAUAGAGGUCAAAACGCCAGUCACAAACAAAGACUAGCUAUCGAGGAGUUGGCUUCUUCGCUUGAAACGUUAAAUCCUACUCCAAACCCAGUAGAGGCAACCCAAAUGGACGGUUGGUGGUAUUUAAGUUAUGUUUCAGAAAAAUUUUAUGCCACAAACGCACUUCUUGCUGCUGCUUCUAUCACUCCUUUGGUUUCUGUGGGUCAAGUCCGACAGCAAAUUUCAAUUGCUAGUGGUGAACUCACCAAUGAGGUUGACUUGAUUCUGUUUCCGAAUAUUACUGGAACUUUAGUCACCAAAGCAAGGAUCAAUCCUUUAGAUGGUGAACGCUUGCAAGUCUCUAAUGAAACCACUACAAUAAGAGGGAAAUCUAUUGGCGAACAGUUUGAUCUUGGUAGUCUAAAACUGGACAUUCCCGUUGAUGAACUGAUACGGAGACUCAAAGGCACUAGUCCGGAGUCGUUCCUGGACACAUAUUAUUUGGACGAAGACUUGAGAAUAAGUCGUACACAAGGGGGUCGCUUAUUUGUAUUCACACGAUUUGCAGAAGAUUAAUUGCGAGUGAGCCUUUGUGUGUGUUUCAUGGUGCACAGUAUUGGAUCCUUUUAGAUGUAAUUUCAAAUAAAGGAACAUGUGAAUAAGAUAAGAACUCAUUGGUUUAAGAAAUUAUCAAAGUCAUAG